Amphiprion ocellaris (clown anemonefish) is the source of this 9883-nucleotide messenger RNA. Its product is annotated as myosin-11-like. The transcript is spliced from 43 exons. Gene Ontology annotation, cellular component: myosin complex. Gene Ontology annotation, molecular function: cytoskeletal motor activity; ATP binding; actin filament binding. The coding region runs from base 297 to 6332 and encodes 2011 amino acids. NCBI's taxonomy places the organism in Eukaryota, Metazoa, Chordata, Actinopteri, Pomacentridae. The record is from RefSeq and is a predicted model, not a curated record.
GGACGACAUCAUCAUCAUCACCAACAUCACUUCAUUUACCUGACAUGGUAUUCUCAUUUCCCCGGAUUUCAUCCUGCACUGAGGACUGAAGCACUGAACAGCCCGAGGUCCAAACGAGAUCAGAGGUCAACUCAGCUCCCAGCGCCAGUCCAGAGGCUGACCCAGUAGCCAGCGACCAACCAGACGUCAUCUCGACCACCUCUGAACCACCAGCCGCCUCCGACUCCACCACCGCUGCUGCUGCUGCUGCUGCUGCUGCUGCUUGCAUUCCUCAGGCCGACAGCGAUACUUCCAACAUGGCUGACCCGGCCGCUGAAGACAGCAAGUACCUCUUCCUGGAAAACGACUUCCGCAACAGCGGGGUGGCCCAGGCUGACUGGGCGGCCAAGAAGAUGGUGUGGGUGCCGUCAGAGAGGGAGGGCUUCGAGCAGGCCAGCAUCAAGGAGGAGAAGGGGGACCAGGUGCUGGUGGAGCUCUCCAACGGUCACAAGGUGACGAUAAACAAAGACGACAUCCAGAAGAUGAACCCGCCCAAGUUCAGCAAAGUGGAGGACAUGGCAGCCCUCACCUUCCUCAACGAAGCCUCCGUCCUGCACAACCUGCGUGAGAGAUACUUCUCCAGCCUGAUCUAUACGUACUCAGGUCUGUUCUGUGUGGUGGUAAAUCCCUACAAGAUGCUGCCCAUCUACUCGGAAAAGAUCAUUGAAAUGUACAAGGGCAAGAAACGCCACGAGGUGCCACCACACAUCUACUCCAUCACAGACAACGCCUACAGGAACAUGAUGCAGGACCGUGAGGAUCAGUCUAUUCUCUGCACAGGUGAGUCUGGAGCCGGGAAGACAGAAAACACCAAGAAGGUCAUUCAGUACCUGGCUGUUGUCGCCUCCUCGCACAAGGGCAAGAAGGACGCCAACCCUCAGCAGCAGCAGCAGCAGGCAGGAUCUCUGGCUUAUGGGGAGUUGGAAAAGCAGCUGCUGCAGGCAAAUCCAAUCCUGGAGGCCUUUGGCAAUGCGAAAACCAUCAAAAAUGACAACUCCUCACGAUUUGGAAAAUUCAUCAAACUCAACUUUGAUGUGACCGGCUAUAUCGUUGGGGCAAAUAUUGACACUUACCUGUUGGAGAAGUCUCGCUGUAUCCGUCAGGCCAACACUGAGAGAGCCUUCCACAUCUUCUACUACAUGGUGGCAGGAGCCAAAGACAAGAUGAAGGAGGAGCUGCUGCUGGAGGACUUCAGUAGCUACCGUUUCCUGGUGGCAGGUCACGUGGAGAUCUCUGGUCAGCAGGACGAGGAGAUGUUUGAUGAGACUCUGGAGGCCAUGGAGAUCAUGGGCUUCACCGAGGAGGAGAGAUUAGGGAUGUUGAAGGUGGUGUCCACUGUGCUCCAGCUGGGCAACAUGAAGUUUGAGAAAGAGAGGAACAGUGAGCAGGCGACUAUGCCUGACAACACUGCUGCCCAGAAGGUGUGCCACCUGCAGGGCAUCAAUGUGACCGAUUUUACCCGUGCCAUCCUCACGCCCAGGAUUAAAGUGGGCAGGGAGGUGGUACAGAAGGCCCAGACCAAGCAGCAGGCUGAUUUUGCAGUGGAGGCUCUGGCUAAGGCCAUGUAUGAGCGUUUGUUCCGCUGGAUCCUGGCCAGAGUUAACAAGACGCUGGACAAGAGUAAGAGACAAUCAGCAUCCUUCCUGGGCAUCCUGGACAUCGCUGGUUUUGAGAUUUUUGAGGACAACUCUUUCGAGCAGCUCUGCAUCAACUACACCAACGAACGUCUGCAGCAGCUCUUCAACCACACCAUGUUCAUCCUGGAGCAGGAGGAGUACAAGAGGGAGGGCAUCGAGUGGAACUUCAUCGACUUUGGCCUUGACCUGCAGCCAUGCAUCGAGCUCAUCGAGAGGCCGAACAACCCUCCAGGUAUCCUGGCUCUGCUGGACGAGGAGUGCUGGUUCCCCAAAGCCACCGAUGUUUCUUUUGUGGAGAAGCUGCUGAACACCCACACUGGACACGUUAAAUUCUCCAAACCCAAACAACACAAAGAUAAACUGAUGUUCAGUGUGCUGCACUACGCUGGUAAGGUCGACUACAACGCAGCCAACUGGUUGACAAAGAACAUGGACCCUCUGAAUGACAACGUGACAGCGCUGCUCAACAACUCCUCCAGCACCUUCAUCCAGGACCUGUGGAAAGACGUGGAUCGAGUGGUGGGUCUGGAGACCAUGACCAAGAUGUCUGAGAGUUCAGCGCCCACCAAAUCCAAGAAGGGCAUGUUCCGCACAGUGGGCCAGCUGUACAAGGAGUCUCUGGGCAAACUGAUGACCACGCUGCACAACACGCAGCCCAACUUCGUCCGCUGCAUCAUUCCCAACCAUGAAAAGAGGGCUGGCAAGAUGGACUCCCACCUGGUGCUGGAGCAGCUGAGGUGUAACGGCGUGCUGGAGGGCAUCCGAAUCUGCAGACAGGGAUUCCCAAACCGCAUCGUGUUCCAGGAGUUCAGACAGAGGUAUGAGAUCCUGGCUGCCAAUGCCAUCCCUAAAGGCUUCAUGGAUGGGAAACAGGCCUGUUGUUUGAUGGUUAAGCACCUGGAUCUGGACCCUAACCUGUACCGUAUCGGCCAGAGUAAGAUGUUCUUCAGGACGGGGGUUUUGGCCCAGCUGGAGGAAGAGAGAGACCUCAAACUGACUGUCGUCAUCAUCGCCUUCCAGGCUCAAGCAAGAGGCUUCCUGGGCCGCAAGGCUUUCAGCAAACGCCAGCAGCAGCUGAGCGCCAUGAAGGUUAUCCAGAGGAACUGUGCCUGUUACCUCAAACUCAAGAACUGGCAGUGGUGGAGGCUUUUCACUAAGGUGAAGCCGCUGCUGCAGGUGACCAGACAAGAGGAGGAAAUGGGUCAGAAGGAGGAAGAGCUAAAGGCAGCCAAAGAGGUGGCUGCAAAGACUGAGGCCGAACUGAAGGACAUCACUCAGAAACACACCCAGUUGAUGGAGGAAAGGGCGCAGCUGGAGUCAAAGCUUCAGGCGGAGACGGAGCUCUGCGCUGAGGCCGAGGAGAUGAGGGUGCGACUGGAGGCCAAGAAGCAGGAGCUGGAGGAGGUGCUGCAUGAGAUGGAAGCCCGGCUGGAGGAGGAGGAGGACCGCAGCAACGCCCUGCAGCAGGAGAGGAAGGACAUGGAGCAGCAGCUGCAGAUGAUGGAGACCCACAUAGCCGAGGAGGAAGACGCUCGACAGAAGCUGCAGCUGGAGAAAGUGGCUGUGGAAGGAAAGGUGAAGAAACUGGAGGAAGACGUUCUGAUCAUGGAGGACCAGAAUAGCAAACUGCAGAAGGAGCGAAAACUCCUGGAGGAGAGGAUGGCUGACAUGAGCUCUAACCUGGCCGAGGAGGAGGAGAAAUCGAAGAAUCUGACCAAACUCAAAGCCAAACACGAGUCCAUGAUCUCUGACCUGGAGGUGCGCAUGAAGAAGGAGGAGAAGGGUCGUCAGGACAUGGAGAAGGCUAAGAGGAAGGUGGAAGCGGAGGUGGCCGACCUGCAGGAGCAGCACGCCGACCUGCAGGGUCAACUAGGAGAUCUCCGAGGCCAGUAUGCAGCCAAGGACGAGGAACUUCAGACCACUCAGGCCCGUUUGGAGGAUGAGAGCAAUCAGCGUGGGGCGGCUGUGAAGCGAGUUCGAGAGUUGGAGACGAUGAUGUCAGAGCUACAGGAGGACUUGGAGGCAGAAAGGGUGGCGAGAGGGAAGGCCGAAGCAGCUCGACGGGACCUCGGGGAAGAACUUAACGCUCUACGGUCUGAGCUGGAGGACAGCCUGGAUACAACCGCCGCCCAGCAGGAGCUUCGGGCGAAGCGAGAGCAAGAGGUGGCCAUGUUGAAGAAAGCCAUGGAUGAGGAGGGACGGAGCCACGAGGCCCAAAUCCAGGAUCUGCGACAGAAACAUAGCCAAGCUGUGGAGGAGCUCACAGAGCAGCUGGAGCAGGGCAAACGGGUGAGGGCCGGUCUGGAGAAAGCCAAGCAAGCUCUGGAGAAGGAAACGGCAGAUUUGAGUGCCGACCUGAGAUCCCUCGCCAGCGCCAAGCAGGAGGUGGAGCACAAGAAGAAGAAGGUGGAGGGUCAGCUGAAUGACCUGCACUCUCGCUUCAACGAGAGCGAACGUCAAAAGAACGAGCUGACCGAGCGAGUCUCAAAGAUGACUAUGGAGCUGGACAGUGUGACCGGUCUGCUGAACGAGGCCGAGGGAAAGAACAUCAAGCUGAGUAAAGAUGUCUCCAGUUUGUCCUCUCAGCUCCAGGACGCACAGGAGCUGCUGUCAGAGGAGACCCGUCAGAAGCUGAAUCUGUCUGGACGUCUCCGUCAGAUGGAGGAGGACAGGAACAGCCUGAUGGAGCAGCUGGAGGAGGAGACGGAGGGCAAACGGGCUGUGGAGAGGCAGGUGUCCAGCCUCAACAUGCAGCUGUCUGACUACAAGAAGAAGCUAGACGAGAUGUCGGGGACAGCGGAGAUGCUGGAGGAGGGGAAGAAGCGUCUGCAGCGCGAGCUGGAAUCGGUUAACACCGAGUACGAGGAGAAGGCUUCAGCCUACGACAAGCUGGAGAAGAGCCGAAACCGGAUGCAACAGGAGCUGGAGGACGUUCUAAUGGACCUGGACAGCCAGCGGCAGCUUGUCUCCAACCUGGAGAAGAAGCAGAAGAAGUUUGAUCAGAUGCUGGCGGAGGAGCGAGCUGUGUCGUGUAAGUUCGCAGAGGAGCGAGAUCGAGCCGAGGCAGAGGCGAGGGAGAAGGAGACGAGGGUGCUGGCUGUGACCCGAGCACUGGAGGACAACCAGGACGCUCUGGAGGAGGCAGAGAAGACCAUAAAGUCUCUCCGAGCUGAGAUGGAAGAUCUCAUCAGCUCCAAGGAUGACGUGGGGAAGAGUGUGCAUGACCUGGAGAAGGCGAAGCGAGGCCUGGAGGCCAUCGUGGAGGAGAUGAGGACGCAGAUGGAGGAGCUGGAGGACGAGCUGCAGGUGGCCGAAGACGCCAAGUUGCGUCUGGAGGUCAACAGUCAGGCGCUCAAAGCUCAGCAUGAGAGAGAGCUGCAGGCCCGAGAGGAGAUGGGAGAGGAGAAGAGGAAGCAGCUCCUGAAACAGGUUCGUGAGCUGGAGUCAGAGCUGGAGGAGGAGAGGAAGCAGCGAGGUCAGGCGUCUGCUGGAAAGAAGAAGCUCGAGGGGGAGCUGAAGGACAUGGAAGACCAGCUGGAGGCCACCAGCAGGGGGCGUGAAGAGGCGCUCAAGCAGCUCCGCAAAAUCCAGGGCCAGGUGAAGGAUGUCCAGAGGGACUUGGAGGACUCUCGAGCAGCCCAGAAGGAAGUUCUCGCCUCAGCCAGGGAGUCUGAGCGCAAAUCUAAGGCCAUGGAGGCCGACAUCAUCCAGCUCCAUGAGAUGUUGGCAGCAGCUGAGAGAGCUCGCAAGCAGGCGGAGGCGGAGAGAGACGAGCUGUCUGAAGAACUGGCCAGUAACUCCUCUGGAAAGUCACUGCUGUCAGAUGAAAAGCGCCGCCUGGAAACGAAGAUCAGCCAACUGGAGGAGGAGCUGGAGGAGGAGCAGACCAACGUGGAGAGUCUCAACGACCGGCUGAGGAAGAGCCAGCAGCUGUUGGAGCAGCUGGGAACAGAGCUGGCAGCAGAGAGAUCUUCCUCUCAGAGCAGGGAGGGAUCCAGACAGCAGCUAGAGAAACAAAACAAGGAGCUGAAGGCCAAGCUGCAGGAGAUGGAGGGCCAGGGACGCUCUAAACUCAAGGCCUCUAUCGCUGCUCUGGAGGCUAAACUGAGAGAAGUCGAAGAGCAGCUGGAAAUCGAGAGCAGAGAACGUCAGGCCAGUGCCAAGAAUCUGCGUCAGAAAGAGAAGAAGCUGAAGGAUUUAACCAUCCAGAUGGAGGAUGAGAGGAAGCAGGCACAGCAAUACAAGGACCAGGCAGAGAAGGGCAACAUCCGGGUGAAGCAGCUGAAGCAUCAGCUGGAGGAAGCAGAGGAGGAGGCGCAGCGCGUGGUGGCGGCCCGCAGGAAGCUGCAGAGGGAGCUGGAUGAGGCCACCGAGGCCAAUGAUGCUCUCAACAAAGAUGUGGCUUCGCUCAAGAGCAAACUGAGGCGUGGCGGCGGGGAGGCAGUGUUCAGCAGCCCCAGUCCUCGGAGCAGCAGCAGCGGUGGCAGCAGCAGCAUCAGGAGCUUGGGGCUGGGAAGUAGCAUCAGCCGGAGGAGCACCAUCAAAGAGAACUCGGUGGAGAUGCAGGAGGAAGAGUUUCGUUCCCCAUCUCCUCCUGCCUGCACCCCACCUCUGGAGGCCCACGAGGAGGCCUACACCUGCUCUGCCGACGAGUAGAUGGACCAGACUCUUUGCAAUGAUUGGGUUUCAAGUGAAGUGAGCCUUUCCAGAAAUAUUUUUACACUUUAAAUUAGAAAAUUUCCAAAAUUUAUUAAUAACACUCCAGAACCACAGGAGAGUCCUGGACAUUUUAAUCAUACUAUGGAUUAAUGUAAAGUCAUUUUUGGUUUGCAAGGAAUUACAAAUUAUUUGGGGGAAAGUAGGGAGAAAAUGUAAUUAUUCCCAACAGCACAAUAGAAAACCUAACAUUUGCUAGAAACCAAAAGAAAAUAAAUUCUACACUCUCUACCGCACUAAUACCAAUGUCAUUCUGAUGUUAGAAUUUUCUAUUUAUUCCUUAAAUUAUUUUUUAACAGUCUGUAAAAUGUAUAUUUUUCCAAGCAAAAAUGUCAAACCGUUUCUAGUUCCAUCCUCUCAAAUGUGAGAUUUUGCAGCUUUUGAACUGUUGACAUGAAACAAGCAUUCUGAAGAACUUUAUGAUGCACCUACUUUCCGACACUUUAUUUAAAAACUAUUUUAUCAGUUAAUCGAGAAAAUAUUUGACUUGAUUUGAGAGAAAAAAUAUAUAUUUUACAUUUGUUUUUAAAAAUAUCAUUUAAUUUUAAAGUCUUCAGGUGUAGCUGUUUUUUCCUCGGUCCUGCCUUCUGCCCUAAAUGUGCACAAUCCUUGGUAUUCUUAAAUUUGAAAUAACUUUUCAUGCUUUGUUCACUAGUUAGGAAUUUUCCACCUUUCUGUCUGAGAAAUUGGAUUUUAUGUAAAAUUGCUCCAAAAAAAGAAUUUCUACAAGACUGAAGUAAAGCUGCUGAAUUUAUUCAGUUUCUCUAUUUGUCUAGAAUUUCUACAGCUCUUUUUCGAUUUUGGUCUCUGAACAUUGACCUCCUCAAGCUGUUCUUGAUGCUUUGCGCUGUAGCUUCAGCUGCCUUGUUUCAAUUUUCAAUGUGUUGAUAUGCUUCAGCAGACAGGCUACUCUACUUCACAGCGGUCUAAGUUUUUAUUUUUAUGAUCCAGAGUUGGGGUGGAUAAAUUUAGCCACUAUUGUAUCAAUCUGUUUGCAACAAAUAUUGGCAGAUUCAAUCCAAAUAUACUCACCCCCUACAAAGAGCAUAAAUUACCCACCUAUGUUUCCAUCCCCCCUAAUUUGAACUAAACAUAGCGAAACUUAAGAGGUCCACUUGUUCGUAAAGUUCAAAUAUCAACAAGUUACAUGUAAACCUAAUCGAUUUAUUUAAUCUGCUUAUAGUAGUUGGAUGAUUUGUCUGUAUAUGUGUGAGGAAUCCGUCUUCCAGGUCAAGUUAUAUCUAAGUGCUGAAGGCAGCUGGAUGUUUGAGUUUCCUGAAGAGGUUUCAGCUCUCAUCUGAAACAUUUGUUCAGUUCCAACUACUCAAAUACAUCAUCAGUGGCAUCCGCUCCAUUACCUACAACACCCAUUCACCAUCCUAGCUCCUCUGGUUGGGAACACUCCACACCACAACAGAAACUCCCAGGAUUUUACCAAAGAGGUUGGAAAACACAAAACAGGACUCAGGUGAAACCGUGGUAACCUACGAUAUCACUUCACUCUUCUCUUUACUUCUCUACAUGAAAGAUGUAGUCGGACCUUCUUGUAUUUUGUGGCCUCAACAUCAACACGCGCAGAAAUCCUAAAACGCAUAGAGACCAUUAAACACCAUUUGAUUCUCAGCACUGACUGGGUCCACAAGGACAGAGAGGAAGAAGCACAAAGCACUUUAACUCCAACAACUAAUUUCAACAUGAAUGUACCAGAAAUUUGAAUUUAUACUAGUCUGUCACUCAGGAAGAAAGUAGCUUAUUAAGACAGAUUUGAAAUUUUGAAUUUGUUAAUUACAUUCUUAAACUGUAUUUUAAAUGCCACUGGGCACUGACUGUGUAAAACAGGACGAGUCGGUAGAUGAAAGUUAACAACAGUGGAGACAUUUUUGCCAAUUCCAAUGACCAAAAACAAAUGACGUGUUUCAAUAUAGUCCUGACAUCCCUCCCCACACAGCUUAACACGCAUUCACAUCUCAAAUCGGAGGACCCAAACAUCUCCCGUCCAAUCAGAACUGAACAAGCCUUUCAGAUGAGAAGCGAAAUUUUAUCAUCAACCUAAAGCACAACCAGCUGCCUUCACUUAGCACUUGCAUAUGAAUUCGCUAUAUCUAUCAUCAAGAGUAAACAAUAACAAAUUGCUGUCAUGACACAUGCAUGUUUGCCAUUCAUGAUGUAAACUCCCCAAUAAAUUUAAAACCAAUUUGGUUCUCACAACAGUUAAGAGCUGGUAACACAUUACACAAAUUCAUCCAAUCCUGUCAUCAUGGUUUAGACUUCACUUUGUUUGGAUGCAGCAGCAUACAGUUAAACAGGCUGAUUCCAAAUGGUUUAGCUUUAAUUAGUAAAAUAACCUUCAUUUAAUAAAAUAAUUAGGCAGUGAGCACAAGGGAGAUAUAAAUGCUUAACUGUCUGGAAUCAGAUUACCAACUUAAUGUUUCAUUUUGUUAAGUGAAAUGAAGGCAAUAAAAAAAUCUUUGAAAAAUUUUGGGAUUAAUAUAACAUAAUUUGCAAAAUAAUAUAUUUGGAUUGACUUUGUAUUUCAGGUAGUUAAAAUAAAUCCCAUGUAUACAGUCAGUUUGUGCCUUUCAGACCUUAUGUUAGUCACAGACCUAACAGACACUUCUUGUCCAUAAGUGUACCAGAUUUUAGGCUGAUGUGUAGCACUUAUGAACUUCUAAUUUGACUUAUUUGUAAUAAUUAAGGUGCCAGUGAUUUUGUGAGCUGCAUUAAAACAAUGUCCAUCUAGAUGAGUGUUUUAGCACCAUUUCAGAAAUAAGUUCGGUCCUAAAAAUCCCAGAGCACCGUGAACAUAGUACAAGGUGGCUGAAAACAAUGUGCAGAUUGUCUACAAAAUUUAGAUGCUCUUGUCCACAUGGCACAUGGUGUUUAAAAACAUCUUUUCUGAAGACAUCUACAGACUCAGUGAAGACUUCUAAACAGCUGCAAGAAACAAUGUUGUCCACUACACAAUAAAAAGAACAUUUAACCCUUUUCUCAGGUUGAAUCUGUGUUCUAAUGUAAAACAGCUGAAAGUGUUGUGUGAGUGUAAUGUUUAAAUUUAGCAAGGAAAUGUUUCCAUCAUGGCCACAAUCUUUGGAUUACAAAAUAAAGCUGCAAAUUGUGAAAUGGGUUCAAACCUGCCACUGACUGAAUAUUUUUUUUCCAUUCAAAUGGUUUGAAAAGUCUAAGAAUUAUUAAGCUUUUGAUUAAGAACCCCUUGUUUUUUGUUGGGUUUUUAUCUGCUCAACAUGUAUUUUUCAGAAAAUUAUACAUCCCUUUGCAACUCAACUGUAAAGGUAAUAAAUGAAAGGCACAAACUGAGACUAGUUCUUUAUGCACUUCAUUGGGGGGGUUCAGAAUAUUUGGAGAAUGUGUUUGCUUUGAAACUGAAUGUCAAAUUACAUUUGUAGCCCAGCUGUUUUCUUCUUGAAAUUGUGUGAUUUUAAAGCUCACAGAUACACAACAUAUAAUUAUAAUAAAAGUGACGUGUACUACAA